Messenger RNA from Ochotona curzoniae (black-lipped pika), 2754 nucleotides. It is a transcript of the gene EFHB, whose product is annotated as EF-hand domain family member B. Lineage: Eukaryota; Metazoa; Chordata; Mammalia; Lagomorpha; Ochotonidae. The transcript is spliced from 13 exons. Gene Ontology annotation, molecular function: calcium ion binding. Bases 1 to 2601 code for a protein of 866 amino acids. The record is from RefSeq and is a predicted model, not a curated record.
AUGUGCUCUUUCGUGAGAGUGGGGUCUCCCAAGGUAUUGAAAACUUUCCCAGAGCCCGCCGAAGCAGCUCUCCUCUCAGACAAAAGUGCCCUCGGAGGAACAAAAGUAUCUGGAUGGAAGUCUGCCCUUGACCCGGAGGUUGGACAUGCAAGAGAACGGAACGAGGAUUUAGGAAACCAGAGUGUCCUCAUGGGAACAAGAUCUCCUUUGGGGUUGGGACCUACAGUGGGGUUAGGAAAAGAUUCCCGGCGUGGGGAGAUCCCAGAGUUGAAGUAUGAGGAGAGGGUAGCGUUACCAGGAACACAGCCUCCGCAAAGGCAGAGGUUUGAAACGGGACUAGCCAGACAGACAAUUUCAGGGAUCCCCUCGGAGAGAGAUUGGUUAGGAGCCAACAGGGCCUCGGCCUCAUGGGGACCACCGCUUGCUCCAUGUACAUUAGCAGGAAGAGCGGAGUUAGGGAGAGAGUGUCCUAACGGAAAGCUAACACAGCCUCCCUUGGGCGUGGGCUGUGUUAGUCCGCAGGCCGUGGGGACCAGGAACAUUAGCUCUGAUGGGAUUGAGGCUUUAAAGGCAAAUCCACCUGUUUUGGGUAGGGAACAGAGUCAGGAACUGGAGAAAGAGUCCACUUGUGUUAUCGCGAAACCCAGCCCGGAACUGAAACCCCCUGUGGAGGUUGAUAUUGGGCUAGCCCAAGCAGAGGACCUAGAUGAAGCCAGGAAUGCAGAGCCCCAGAUGGGCUUGGUGAUCGAACCUCCCCGGUGGCACCUUGGCCCACAAGCUGAAGAGAAAAAGGAGGCUGAGAAUACUGAACCAGGAGUGGAACCUCCACAUUGGGUCAGACCCAUCUACUAUGGGAAAUUUUUUGAUCGGACACCUUGCUGGCCAAGCGCCGGGAAAGUGAUCCCGAUUGGACACAGAGUGGCAGCCUGCCUAACAGAAAAGCUUCCCAGGCCGAUUACUCCGCCUGAAGCAAAAAAGUUUUACAACUUCAGAUAUCCUCCUCCCGGGGCAGAGAGAGUGUUCUAUGGCAAAGCCAGUGAUCCCCGGAUUGCACCUUACUUGACACACGGAAUAAGAUCUAAAAUUUCAAUGCCGGCAAACACAUUGAUAAACCCACAGCCUAUGACCGCAUUUCAACAGAUAAUUCAAGAUAAAAAGGAAUCUAUAUAUCUUAGCAAGCAACGAGCACCACUAGGAAAAUCAUAUGAUCAAACUCGAGGAUUGCCCGGAGGGCUGGAUAUAAGCAAAACUACAUUUGGGACGAGAGUCGUCAGAGAAUUCUCUGCUAGAGAUGUAGUGAAUCCACCAAAAUCCUAUGAAGAAGUAUGUAAAGAAACAAUGGAAGGACAUGAUUUGUAUGUUGUCUCUCACAAUGAUUAUUAUGUAGGAGAAGCAAAGAAUCGAAAGUAUAACCCAUCAAGUUUCCAUAGGUUUAACUUGUAUGGCGUCCCAACACCGCAUUUUAAUGAUGGACGAGCCAUGGCUAAAACUUUACAUUGGCUCCAUGAACAACAAAUGAAAAAGGGAGCCAAGAUUGUAUCCAAGAGAGUUGAUGAUUUCAAUGAAAAAUUUCAACAUAAACUUGGAAGAGUUUUAGACCCCAUCGCAGAAACCAUGACUGUUCCUCCAGGCCACACAUUUGGAGCUUGCCCCCAUCCUGAGGAGUAUGGAGCUGGUGAUCUCAUCUGUCGCCGACUGCCAGGUGAAUAUCUUCGAGGCAAGGACAGACAGCGAGCUCUGAUUGCAGCAGUUCGACACCACCUGAAGAAAUUUAACUGCCAGCACUUUGACACUUUGCUGGCAGCCUUCAGGCACUAUGACAAGAAGGGAGACGGGGUGAUAGAUAAGGUGGAACUUGGGGAAGCUUGUGAGCAGGCUGGCUUGCAUCUGGAUGAGAAGCUCCUGGACCAGCUGUUGGACUAUUGUGACGUGGAUAAGGACGGCCUCAUUAACUACCUAGAGUUUGCGAAUUUCCUUAACUGGAAGGACAGAAUGCUGCUUCAGGAGUGUGAGGAAAGGGUCAUUGUUAAAGGUAGAAAGCCAGAUUGUUCAAAGCCCGCUGAGACUAAUUUUGAAGAAUCAGAACCAACCCUCCUGGUAAAGCCUGAAGAUAUUGUCUUGAGAGAGCCCGGGAGCUCAGAGAAAACUCUUCGGACACUCCUGAGACCCAGCGACAGGGUCUCUCAGCAUUACAGGACAACUUCUUCUGAGAUCAAUGCUGUGGUCGGAGGCGUUCCUGCUAUUUGUUACCCUAUUUGUGGCAUACCAACCGUUCGAUCUGAUAUUCCUGCACCCCGAAUCCGUCGCAUCAGUGACAGAACCAACUACGGAGAAGAGGGCAACGCUUACUCACUGCUCCACCCCACCAUCUUCUCCCAGAAAGGGGUGUUUGAAAGAGACCUCUUCAAAACCAGGCCAAAAGAAGAGAUUGCUGAGAUAUUACAUAACAUUGGUGUUGAGCUCUCUGAUGAAGAAUUUGAAACUGUAUGGAAUCUUGCAUCGAAAAAACAUCACAGAGGAGAAGUUUGUGUGGAGACCGUCAGAGAUGUUCUGGAUGAAUUACAGCACGCAGAACGGAUCAAGUGUAAAACAGCCAUGUGAUAUUUUGGACUUCAUUAAUUUAAGCAAAAGAUUUGUUGAAUCUGUGUUCAUCUAAAACGUUCGACCCAUUCUCACUUUUGAUGUUCUUUGAGAACUCAGCAGGCAGUAGGGUGGGAUGCAUAUGUCUUUAUGUGUUGCUAAUAAAAUUUGGAA